AGCGCAGUCCCGCAGCAGUACGAGGGGUGCGUUUGAUUACUGCACCGUUAAAUGGCGGAUGAGGACAAGGGGCUGUAGCACGAACAAUAACACCGCACAUACCCAGCAAAGCGCUUCUUAAUCGUCUCAGUUUGCCGAUGCGAAUCCCGCAUGCAUCGCGUGCAGUCAUUCAUAUGUGGCUAUAUCACUGAUUGAGUUUGGGCACGAUUGAUCGCGGAUUUCAGCCGAGCUCCGGGGGAAGUCGGUCUCUUGAUGGUGGUUGUAAUAUGGGGGACUCGCUCGGUCUGAUCGGGAAGCGGCUGCUGCUGCUGCUCGGUGACGGGAGCUCCGCGGCGGCGGUGGAGCAGGCGGCCUGGCUCCGCGGAACCGUGCGGGCGGUCAGUGUGAUCGGGCUGGCGAGCCCGGGGAUGGAGGUGUUUGUAGAGUUUGACGACAGCCCUUGGCGGCAGCGCUCAUGGGUGCAGGUGUACGGGGACGAGGUGCGAGCCGUUCUCAUGGAGAGUGCCAUCGUCUGGGCCAACUGCAGCGACCCAUCGCUCUCCGCUGCUCAGUGGCCAGCCUUGAUGUUCAAACCGCUGGUUGACCAUGUGGGUUUGGGAUCCUUGGUUCCUGUGGAGUUCUUUGGUGCAAGAACUUUGGCAUUUCUCCCUAAUGGGAGUUCACUGCACACUUUUGAGACUGAAAAAGAUUUUGGACACUCUUUGCUACAAGAGCAGCUGGCCCUUCAAGCUGCCAUCAGGAGCUGGCACAGUGACUCUGAGUUGCAGGAGAUCCUGCGGAAACGAUCUUACACUAUUCAGGGUCGGAGAGUGCAGGUGUACCAGCCGGAGUUUGAGGAGCCCUGGGCCCUGGGACUCGUAUCUCAGCAUGAUCCUGUUUCACACAUUAUGGAGAUUACCAUGGACCAGGUCCGUGUGAAAGGUGAAGAGACACAAGUCGUCGAUCCUCGGGUUAUUCAUGUGAUGCUUGCUGUGGAACAAUUAGAAGAGAGCCCAGAUCGACGCAAGAAAGUGAGCGACGGUGGGAAAGGUGAGGGCAGCCGGCGGCGCAGGACAGCAUCGGAAGGAGAUGAAGACAUUACUCUGAAACGUUUUAAAGGAGCCGGAGAGGGCGCCUCUGACGGCCAGAAUGCCAAUGGCUCCAACAACGAUGCUGAGGCUAUGGUAACAUGCGUAGAGAUGCCGGGAGAGGGAGUAGUGGAGGGAAGAGACGGAGGGGGUGGCGUAGGUGGGAGGGUGACGAGCACUUGUAGUCCAGUAGCUUUGCCAAGUCAAGACUCUUCUAACAACAGCAAUUCCUCUCAGCAGGAGCACUCCCACAUAAGGAGCACAGGUUUUGUCAAGGAGAAUGGCAGUUUUGUCCCGAACCAAGAAAGGAUAUCGUCUUCAGUAUCAGCGGUGCUUCCUGCGUCCACUCCAACACCACCUCCAUUGAAGCCUGCCCCAUCGCCCUUUUCCAACACUUUUCCUUCUUUGGGUCAAAUGCCCAGCUUGGUGCCCGGGGCCCCUGCCCCUAAAUCGUCUCCCACACUCCCAGCAGCCGAGAGGGAGGAGGGAGGUGUCCUUUCAGGGUAUCCUAAAACAGCUGCCCUGGUGUCUCCAGGUCCUGUGACCAUUUCAUCACCUUCCCAAGACAACGCUUCAAGUGUGACUCUCUCUGCUCCUGUAGAAGCAAACCAAAAGCCCAGUAUGUGGGGAUCAGCUCCAGAAGCAAGCCAGGGCCCCAAGACCCCCGCUCUAGCUGCUGCAGGAUUUGGUAAACAGUCGAGUGAGGCAGUGUUUGGGGAUGUUCCCACACAGGCCAACGGUUCUUCCCAGGAGGACAAGCCUUUUGGCUUUCCUUUUGGAGCUGCGAAGGAGUCGCAGAGGCAAGACUCUGAUCCCUCACAGAACCUGUUCUUCCAAAUCAUGUCUCAGAACCAGAGCAUCACACAAGGCCAGUCAAAGGCCUUCACGUCCUUGUCCAAGUGCCUGAACAAGGAGCCGCCCAGCCUGUUCAAGCCUGCUGCUCCCUCCGAGGGUUUAAGAAAGGCAGUUGUGGCUUCUGCAUCCGCUGGACUGUUUGGUUCAGCACCUGCUAGUGGCCUGGCACCAAUGAAAGAGCAGCCAAAAGUGCCUGAUAUCAAGCCUGCAGGCAAUGGGAUCCUAAUGAACAAGCCUUUCGGAGCGGUGGGGGAGGUGCACAGCAAACUCCCAGCCACGUUUCCCUCAGCCGUAGGUCAAGCUGCGAGUUCUGUAGAGGCUCUGAAACCCUCUUUGGGAUUAGGAACCAGUGGCCUUGGCAAUGCCAGAAAUGUUAACAGCUCGAGUCCAGUCAGCGGUUUUGGUCUGCUUGCUGGCAACAAGGUUUCAGAAACUCACGAGAACCUUUUUCUACAGGCCACCAAGGAAACAAAUCCAUUUCUCGCUUACGGCGGAGCUGUUUCGCACAGCCCUUUUAGUGCAUUGUCAACCCCAAAGUCGUCAUCUGCGCUGUCCGCAUCUGCUGUUUCACCUUCGGGCAGCUCCGGUCUACUUAGUCAAGAUCCUCCUGGUGGAGAUGCCAAACCAAACCUGUUCACCAUGGCAGAACCUCCUAAGGGAAUCUUAGCCCCCCAAUUCGCUGCUCCUGCUCUCACGACCACUCCAUCAUUCACUCCGGCUGCCCAGGAUGGACAACAGACGUCCAAACCAAACAAAGAAGGUUCAGACGGCAGCCCGGGAAUCCGCGUCAGCACCGAAGGCCUAGGUGUCGCUACGCUUUUCGACCAAACCAAGUUUUCUUUGGAGGAACGCAGUCAGUCCACUAAAAGGGAUUCAGAGUCCAGUAGCAACAGUGACCUGUCUGAUUUGAGCGAGGCAGAGGACAACUCAGGCCAGAGCCAGAAACCUGGGGUUCCUGCAGCUGGUGAGGAUAAGAACAAGACCCAGCCUGCGGCUAAGAGCCGGCCGCGGAGCAAACCCUUCAAAGCGGGGCAGUCCGUGUUGAAGGACCAGAAUAAGGUUCGGCGCUUGAAGCAGUCCGGAGAGUCCUUUCUGCAAGACGGCUCCUGCAUUAACGUGGCGCCCCACCUGCACAAAUGCCGCGAGUGCCGUCUGGAGCGCUACAGGAAAUCCCGCGAGGACGAGGACGAUGACGACCCAAACGUUUCCUGCCGAUUCUUCCACUUCCGCAGGCUGGCUUUCACUAAGAAGGGAGUCCUUCGCGUGGAAGGCUUUCUGAGCCCGCAGCAGAGUGACAGCAUGGCAAUGGGGCUUUGGCUCCCCUCCCUCACGGUACACGAAGGACUUGACCUGGACACGUCCAAAUAUAUUUUAGCAAACGUGGGUGACCAGUUUUGCCAACUGGUCAUGUCAGAGAAAGAGGCCAUGAUGAUGAUAGAGCCCCAUCAAAAAGUGGCAUGGAAGCGAGCUGUGAGGGGAGUGAGAGAAAUGUGCGACGUGUGUGAAACAACGCUGUUCAACAUCCACUGGGUGUGUCGCAAAUGCGGUUUCGGCGUUUGUCUCGACUGCUACCGGCUACGCAAGAACAGGCCACCUGAAGACGAGAGUCCAGAAGAAGAGGUGUUCUCAUGGCUGAAGUGUGCUAAAGGCCAGCCACACGAACCACAGAACCUCAUGCCCACUCAAAUUAUACCUGGAACAGCCUUGUACAGCAUAGGUGACAUGGUACACGCAGCCAGAGGUAAAUGGGGGAUCAAAGCGAACUGUCCCUGCACUAGUCGACAUAACAAACCUUUGGUGCGGCCCAGUGCUCCAAAUGGCCUUUCACAGUCGGGUGCAGCUAACAGUGUGGGGAAUGGAGCCACUUCCACUUCAGCCACAACCCGUCCGAACGGGGAACCAGCAGCGGGUGUAGCAGUCAAAACAGAGCCUGUUGAAGAGGCGGGCAUUGCUGACACUACGUCAGGCUCCAGUGGGACAAACAGCAGCACUCCUAGCCCUGCUCCUGCCCAGACACCAGCCACUAAAGAUGGCAAGGGCAGUUCCUCAGCCCUUCACUGGCUGGCCGACCUGGCCACACAAAAGGAGCCCAAAGAGUCUCUGCGCUCCAUGAUGGGUCGUGACUCUCGUGCUCCAUUUGGUCUGGAUUCCUUCGGCACCCUUUCCAAACCCUCAGGGUCCAGUCCCAAGCUCUUCAAUAGUCUGCUGCUUGGCGCUGGCCCUUCCCAACCCAAAGCAGAGGGCACUAGCCUCCGGGAUCUGCUGAACUCUGGCCCUGGGAAGCUUCCGCAGGGUCCCGCCGAAGGAGGUGUUCCUUUCCCUUCAGUGUUCUCCACUGCUGGUCAGGCUGAUAAAAUGAAGGGAGGCCUUCCUAACUUCCUGGAUCAUAUAAUUGCAUCAGUGGUGGAGACUAAGAAGGCAGAGGGUCGACGUGCGUCAGGGUCAGCAGAAGGCGGCGAGUCGGGGACUGCUCCUCGCAGAGAGGGCUUGAUGGGUCUCAGUGUAUUAGACCCCCACACUUCACACUCGUGGCUGUGUGAUGGCCGUUUGCUCUGCCUGCAGGACCCCAGCAACACCAACAACUGGAAGAUCUUCAGAGAGUGCUGGAAACAAGGACAGCCUGUGCUGGUCUCAGGCAUACACAAAAAGCUGAAGGGUAACUUGUGGAAGCCAGAGUCCUUCAGCAAGGAGUUUGGAGACCAGGAUGUGGACCUGGUCAACUGUAGGAACUGCGCCAUUAUCUCUGAUGUCAAAGUCCGAAACUUCUGGGAUGGCUUCCAGGUCAUUUCCAAGCGGUUGAAGGGUGGAGAUGGCCAACCUAUGGUACUAAAACUUAAAGACUGGCCUCCUGGAGAAGAUUUCAGAGACAUGAUGCCCACUCGGUUUGAUGAUCUUAUGGAGAACCUUCCUCUGCCAGAGUACACUAAGAGAGAUGGCCGUCUCAACUUGGCCUCUCGUCUUCCAAACUUCUUCGUUCGGCCAGAUUUGGGUCCUAAAAUGUACAAUGCCUAUGGUAAGAGAUCUGCAUUCAACAUCCUCGCCACUGCUUAUGAGGAAUACACUGACAAAGCAGACCUCGCUGGAUUCAAAGAGGUGAUGCAGACCAUUGAAGAGGGAGAUGUGGAUGACAUGACUAAGAGAAGAGUCUAUGAAGCAAAGGAGAAACCUGGCGCUCUCUGGCACAUCUACGCCGCCAAAGACGCUGAGAAGAUCCGCGAGCUCCUGCGCAAGGUUGGAGAGGAACAAGGUCAGGAGAACCCACCAGACCAUGAUCCUAUCCACGACCAGAGCUGGUACUUGGACCAGACGCUGCGCCGCAGGCUGUACGAGGAGUAUGGAGUCCAGGGCUGGUCCAUUGUGCAGUUUUUGGGAGAUGCCGUGUUUAUCCCAGCUGGAGCGCCACAUCAGGUGCACAACCUGUACAGCUGUAUCAAGGUCGCAGAGGACUUUGUUUCUCCUGAGCACGUGAAGCACUGUUUUAGACUGACGCAGGAGUUCCGCCACCUUUCCACCACUCACACUAACCAUGAAGACAAGCUACAGGUGAAGAACAUCAUCUACCAUGCCGUGAAGGAUGCUGUGGGAACAUUAAAAGCCCAUGAGCCUAAACUAGGCCGCUCUUAGUUGUUGAACUGAUAGUAGAGGAGUCACAGAGAGAUUUGGUCUCGGGGUGGGUGAGAUUUGGGUUUGGAUGAGGCCAGUGUGCUCCCAAAACUAGCUGUUUAUAAUGGAACGUCCCAGCGUUUUGGUAGGAUGAAGAUGCUGCUUCAUCAGUGUUACAAAAGCAUUGUUUAGUUUUGGAAUCCUUUUCUCUGUAUUUAAAAAGUCUGUUCUUUUUCUCAGCGUUUAGAAUUGUUGGACUGUUCAGAGAGCUGGGGAUUUAUAAGCUGCCAUGAAUCAUUUAAAAGGCCUACAACAAGGUUUCUCCAUGACUUCUGUGAAAAGACAAAAAUGAGCACUGGGUUUCCUUCUUCGAGAACAUUCAUUUUGUGCUCUUCAAUGAAGGAGAGCUUUUAGUUAAGAUAGGGGUCAACAGUAAGUAAAUUGAUUAAAAGAUUCCCACCGACUUCUUCAGGAGAGGUGGAUAAGAGCACAGAAGGGGACUAGACCAAAGUUUUUUAUUUUUAAGUGUCUUUUUGAUGAAAACAUGUUCUUUGCUUUUUUUGUAAUAUGACCUUUUAGGUAAUAUUUCACUGACAACAAGCGUUAGACUGGCUUUGAGGAACGUCAUUCGAGAAUCAACAAUUCCGGUUCUGCAGAACUACUUGUCAUUAAUAUGUACCAAUAUAUAUAUUGAUCUUAGCAGUGUGUAUCAAAAUAAAGGUUUACAAGAAAUUAUCUGGCCCCGUUGUUUGAAAAUUACACCGCGUAUUUCUUAGCUAUCUAUUCGUUUAAUGCUUACUAUUUUAUUUUAUAAGACAUUUUGUGGUUCAUGGAUGACACUGCAAUAAAUUAAAGCUUUUGA
This is a messenger RNA of Sinocyclocheilus grahami, 6387 nucleotides long. RefSeq names its product lysine (K)-specific demethylase 3B (gene kdm3b). Bases 267 to 5546 code for a protein of 1759 amino acids. The record is from RefSeq and is a predicted model, not a curated record. Lineage: Eukaryota; Metazoa; Chordata; Actinopteri; Cypriniformes; Cyprinidae. The transcript is spliced from 24 exons. Gene Ontology annotation, biological process: regulation of transcription by RNA polymerase II. Gene Ontology annotation, molecular function: chromatin DNA binding; transcription coregulator activity; histone H3K9 demethylase activity. Gene Ontology annotation, cellular component: chromatin; histone deacetylase complex.